AUGUCGAAGAACUUGGCGCCCGAGACGCCCCCAAGCAGAGGAAUCUCCUCUCGCUUGCUGACGAUGAAGUUCAUGCAGAGAGCUGCUGCAAACGGAUCGCCUGCCGAGCCUUCUCCCGAGGAGCCUUCGUCCAAGCGGCGCAAAUUCCAGAACUCUCCCCUGACUGGGGACUUCCACUCGUUCGACCAGUCGGCUGUCCAAGCAGCUCUCAAGCAGCAGGAGGCCAAGCGAUUGCAGGCGCUGGAAGCAUCUAGAGCCGAGGUAUCAGAUACGCAUUGGGUGUUGGAUGGAUCAUGGGGCAAAGAGGAGGAUUCUGGGAAUGUGCCGCCGAACAUCGUCUACGUCGGCUUCGCGGAUAUCGACGGAACCAAUGAGGAAGGCGACGAGGAUAGCCCCAAACAAGUCGGCAGAAAGAUGAUUGGAAGCUACAAGAAAAAAGACGCAAAGAAACCUGGCGUUGAAGCCACGCCGAAGGAUGAAAGCGAUUCAAGUGAUUCCGGCGACUCCGACGCGCCAAGCGACGAAGAUGAAUCUUCCGGCGACAACGAGACGCCCGUGUCCAAGUCGAAGUCGAAGCGAAUCGAGGGUCUAUCAUCUGGUGGACAGGGUCGCACAAGAGUGAAUCUCAAGCCGACAAAGUCCGCGGAGUCCCGCAAGGCCCAGGAGUUCCGGGACAAGAGAAGGAAGAAGGAAGUGAAGCUGAACCAGUUGUCGUCCAUCUCUGGCAGCUUCUCAAACAGUCCUGGUGGGGGUAUUUCUGGAGCCGCCAAACCCCCUAUGAAUUGCCACAACUGUGGAAAGCAGGGUCACAAGGCCGCUGACUGCCCCAAGCGUGGAAACGGCAAGAGGAAGUCAUUCCAGAAGUCUUGA
Molecule: messenger RNA, 870 nt
Organism: Colletotrichum karsti
Lineage: Eukaryota; Fungi; Ascomycota; Sordariomycetes; Glomerellales; Glomerellaceae
Product: zinc knuckle
Exons: 2
Coding region: 1-870 (289 amino acids)
Molecular function (GO): nucleic acid binding; zinc ion binding
Source: RefSeq, a predicted model, not a curated record